GACACAAGUGGUAUUAGAGCCACACUAUAUAGCUGUCACCUUCAGGGGUUCAGCAAACAGUACCACUUAAUCACUGCACGCUUGUUUCCUGUGCCUUGGCGGUGCAAGUCUUUGGACUUUGUCAGUGGUUUGCGUUUGUGUAUUUUACGUUCAGUGUUUCACUUUAAAAUAAAUAAAUAAAUAAUAAAAAAAAAAAACAAUGUCCGGAGAAGAAGCAGAUGCACAGCAACAGAAGACUGAAGAACAAAAGCAAGACACCAAACCAGAUGAAGACGAGCAAAACGAGCAGCAGCCGCCGCCUGCACAAGAAGUUGAGAAGCCCCACGAUGAAGCUUCAUACAAGUCCUUGGUGCUCUCGGGCUACGGGGGCUACGAUAAGGUGAAGCUGCAGGUGAAAAAGGGGGAGCUUGUCCCGAAAGCCGGGGAAGUGCUGGUUCGGGUGAAAGCUUGUGGUUUGAAUUUUGCAGAUCUGAUGGGCAGACAGGGUCUCUACGACAGGCUUCCAUCCCCGCCCGUCACCCCGGGAAUGGAGUGCUCGGGGAUUGUAGAGGCUUUGGGCGAAGGUGUGACCGACAGAAAGCUUGGUGAUAAGGUGAUAGUAAUGAACAGGGCAGGCAUGUGGCAGGAAGUGGUUACCGUGCAAACCAGCCACACCUUCCUGAUGCCCGAAGGCAUGACCUUUGAAGAGGCAGCCGCUAUUCCAGUGAACUAUGUCACAGCUUACAUGAUGAUCUUCGACUUUGGAAACCUAAGGCCCAACCAAAGCAUACUUAUCCACAUGGCAGCAGGUGGUGUUGGGAUUGCUGCCACCCAGCUGUGCCAAACUGUGAAGGAUGUGAUUAUCUUCGGAACCUCCUCUGCUUCCAAGCACAAUGCCAUCAAAGAGAAUGGAGUCACUCACACCAUCGACUACAGAACCAUGGAUUAUGUAGAUGAAAUCCGGAAACUUUCUCCCAAAGGUGUUGAUAUUGUUCUGGACCCCCUUGGUGGAUCUGACACCUGUAAGGCCUUUAACCUCCUCAAACCGAUGGGCAAACUCAUUACAUAUGGUGCUGCAAACCUUUUGACUGGGCAGAAGAAAAAUGUAAUGGCCCUGGCUAAGACCUGGUGGAACCAGUUCAGCAUCAAUGCCAUGCAGCUGCUGCAGUCUAACAAGGCAGUGUGUGGGUAUCACCUGGGCUUCCUGGACGAGGAGAUGGAACUGGUGGGAGGUGUCCUGUCCAAAAUACUGGACCUCUACAAGCAGGGAAAGAUCAAGCCUAGAGUGGACUCUGUCUGGCCAUUCCAACAGGUGGGUGAUGCAAUGAGGCAGAUGCAGGAAAGGAAGAACAUUGGAAAGGUCAUUCUUGUUCCAGAGGCUGAGAAAGAAGAGAAGAAAGAGGAGAACUAGGGCAGCACAGGAUCUAUGCAGCCAGUCUCUACAAAAGGUUGUUCAGUUGUGAUCAGAGUUUCAUUUGCUGAUCUUUUCAGGACCUGGAAACAGAUUUGACCACUAAAGACCCCCCCCCCC
Messenger RNA from Polyodon spathula (Mississippi paddlefish), 1510 nucleotides. RefSeq names its product synaptic vesicle membrane protein VAT-1 homolog. The record is from RefSeq and is a predicted model, not a curated record. The transcript has 6 exons. NCBI's taxonomy places the organism in Eukaryota, Metazoa, Chordata, Actinopteri, Acipenseriformes, Polyodontidae. Gene Ontology annotation, molecular function: oxidoreductase activity. The coding region runs from base 200 to 1390 and encodes 396 amino acids.